AUGCUGACAUUUCACACGACACUGGCAAAAGCUGAGGGCUCGUCUGAAUUUCACUGGUCUGAUCUUCUCUGUGAUCUCUGUUACUUUGCAAGACUGAACAGCAAACCAACGACCACCAACACCUCGAUUGGUCUGAUGACAGCUGAGGUAGGACUCUCCGAAACCCGACGUGUGACAUGCAACGAGUCAGGAUGGCAUUAUUUCCAUACAUCAAGCACUGCCAUUCCAGUCUUGCCGGUAGAUUACAGUCGGCCUCCCAGCGGCGGCUUUGGCGAAGAUCGCAAAGUAUGGCAGCGCACCCAAACGAGGCGACCCACAAAGCGUGGGAGGACUCAGUUGGUAUCUGACGAUGCUAAGACAAUCGAGAUCUAUACAGUGCUGCCCGUCAUCUGUAUAAAUGUUACCAGGCUAGUCCUUUUCAGGCAAUCGGCUGACAUGUUUAUGUCUCAGCACCUCACCUCGCUCUGCGAAAUAUUGACCUCUUUCCCACUGACUCCUGCUAGUCCGUUGAUGGCAACGUCACUACCGAUGUUCCACAAAAGCAAUUCGGCUACCAUCUCUAAUGUGCGGAUGAAGAUAGUCUCAACCACUCGACAGCAGAAUGAGCCUCCCCUCGACGUCGAACAAACCUGCACCAAAGAGCUACCUACCUGUGGACGUUGUCAAAUUGAUGGACGCAACUGUACUUACAGUGAAGCUCGAACCGCAGGCCGGCCUCGGAAAAUUCGAACAGACCCACUCCUCGGGUCGACGGCAGGUACGUUGAAGCAAGGAGACACUGGAUCACUACUUUCUCCAACUGCUGACUCUGAGGGGCGUCUGACAGAUUCAUCUUCGCAAUACACCAACGAUACUGCUUGCUAUAAAGACCAUACAUCAUGCAGCGUGUCCAGUAGUGCGGGAUCCCUCCAAGACCCGCUGGAAAUACUAUUCCCAGGCGCUCUCCCGAUUUCCACAGGCGGAACUCUGCACGCUGUGCGAACCGACUCGGACAUCUCAGAAAGUUCCACUGGCCGUGGAAUGCACGCGAUACCGGAGGAUGGUCUCCUUGCGCCGGCGCAAGAUGCCUCGAAUAGUAUAGCCUCCUUUCCUGGAAUUGAAUUCAAUGGUAAUCCAUUCUCGACUUCCUUCCCUGUCCCGAAUCACACGGACUUCUUGGGCUCCGACGCUCACUACCAGGACAUUGAAGACCUGCUGCAAUUCGUGAACCAUACAGCACCAUAUGACACUGGUCAACUGGACAGGAGCGCUGAAAGUUUGGCGGCGAUUGAUCGCGCGUUCGACAUCUGCGAGCGACUGGUCAUGUCCGAAGGCAUGUACGCUCGAGAAGCUCGCUUCCUGCUACUGCUCGCGGUGCUUUCACAAGUCGAGAGCAUCUUGUCGCUGAACGUACCCGGACUGCAGCUCGGCCACAGAGAUACCUUACGUGCGAUUAUGCUCCUUUCGACGCUGGAACACCCGGAGAAAUUUGGUUAUCAGGAUAGUGCGGACGGUGCGCCAGCUUCGGGGGCGGCUUGGUCUCAGGCUGGAGAGAUUGAUAAACGAUUACUCGUUGCCACCGACGAUGAGUCUCUGCUCGUGAAAGAACUUCAGAUGGACAGGAUGCACGGCCGAGAUAUGUGUGGCCGGAAGCCUGGCAGAAGUACAUGUCAUGCUGAAGGCGUAUUGAAUAGCAUAAAUCCCUUUGAAAACUGGACGAACAAGAGCGUUCAUACAGCGUCCCCUACACAGCAAGGGUACCCGGACCGCACUACGCUGUAG
Molecule: messenger RNA, 1761 nt
Organism: Pseudocercospora fijiensis CIRAD86
Lineage: Eukaryota; Fungi; Ascomycota; Dothideomycetes; Mycosphaerellales; Mycosphaerellaceae
Exons: 13
Coding region: 1-1761 (586 amino acids)
Biological process (GO): regulation of DNA-templated transcription
Molecular function (GO): zinc ion binding; DNA-binding transcription factor activity, RNA polymerase II-specific
Source: RefSeq, a predicted model, not a curated record